Rhizophagus irregularis DAOM 181602=DAOM 197198 is the source of this 942-nucleotide messenger RNA. NCBI's taxonomy places the organism in Eukaryota, Fungi, Glomeromycota, Glomeromycetes, Glomerales, Glomeraceae. The record is from RefSeq and is a predicted model, not a curated record.
AUGUCUGACAUUAAGAAAUCAAGUGAUUGCAUCGAUUGGUUAGAAAAAUCGAUUGCUAACGAAUAUUUCAAUUAUUAUGAAUAUUCGGAAUUCAAUAAUUUAUGUCCGAUAGGAAGUGGUUCAUAUGGAAUUGUGGUUCGUGCUAAUUGGAAAAAUACUGAAAAUCUUUUUGCUUUAAAAACUUUCAAUCUUGAUAAAACUACGCUAAAAGAAGUUAUUAAUGAGAUAAAAUUACAAAAAAGAGUGGAUUUUCAUGAAAAUAUUUUAGGACUCUGUGGCAUUACGAGAAUAGAAGCUGAGAAAAAAUAUUCCCUAGUUUUGGAAUACGCCGAUGGUGGUACAUUAAAAACUUACUUAAAUAACCACUUUAAUGAACUUAAUUGGGAUGAUAAAUUUCAAUUAGCAUUCCAAUUAGCAAGUGCUGUAGAAUAUAUUCAUAAUUAUGAUAUUAUUCAUCGUGAUUUGAAAAGUAUUAAGAUAGCAGAUUUUGGACUAUCAAAAAAAAUUGCUGAAUCAAGCAACAUGUCAGGAAUGUUUGGUGUUGUGCCAUAUGUGGACCCAAAAAGUUUUAAUAAUAAAAAAUAUAAUAAUUGUAAUGAAGGUGAUGAAAAUUAUAAGUUAAAUAAAAAAUCUGAUGUAUAUAGUGUAGGAGUUUUGAUAUGGCAAAUCUCAAGUGGUCGUCGACCAUUUUAUGCAGAGAAUGUGGAAUAUGAUAUAAGUUUGGUCUUAGCUAUACAAGGGGGAGCGCGAGAGAAAAUUAUUGAAGGAACUCCUAUUAAAUAUAGUGAUCUAUAUACAGAAUGUUGGAAACAUGAGCCAAAUGAACGUCCAAAUAUAAAAGAUGUUGUUUUAAUUCUUAAGUCAUUAACUUUUCCUGAUCAAUAUCAUUUAUUAUUAAAAAGCAUGAUGCAGGUCAUACUUUUGAUCAAAUUCAAGAAUUAA